Molecule: messenger RNA, 6311 nt
Organism: Maniola jurtina (meadow brown)
Lineage: Eukaryota; Metazoa; Arthropoda; Insecta; Lepidoptera; Nymphalidae
Exons: 9
Coding region: 125-1810 (561 amino acids)
Source: RefSeq, a predicted model, not a curated record
UGGGUCUGGCUUUGGUCAUUUGGUCUUUCUCGGCUUGGAAUGGUGUUUUUGUAUAUGUAGUUAAAAAAUCUCUGCAUAGGAUGCCAGGAUGUCUUAUAUUAAAUAGCUGAUCAUUAAGGAUACAAUGAAAACUUUGUUACUGUUGUUGUUUUCAUGUGUGGUGUCGAAGGCAAAUAAUAGUUUUUACGAUGUGAUAUGUGACGAAAGUAUGGACAGGGGUCUAUAUUUUGAGCCUGUUGCUUGUGUUCGAGGGCGAUUCUUUUUGAAGUGGUGUGACAGUGCCUUAGCUAACAAGAAUGGCACCAAGUGGAACCUACGCUUGGACUAUGAUGCGUCGUUGAAGCCUGAACAGUGCAAUAAAUAUUUAUACGACAGCUUCAACAAACAUUCAAACUUCGAGGUACCUGUGCAGGUCAACUUAAAUUGCACAAAUGUUUGUUACACUGCCACUCUGGAUGCAAUAUUCAGCUCAACAUGCUACAAAAUCAUCACAAAGCAACUCACUGUGACUCCAGACAGGGUGUAUCAUAUUCCUGUUACCUCUCCACUAGCUGAGUACACACACUAUCAAUAUGUCAGGGAGAAUGUUACCAGCACAACACUUACAAUCCAAGAUGUCACUACAAUGGGAGCUAAUGCUAAUUAUCAGAGUAACGGGGAGGAGGUGAUACUUGAUUGGUUCCCUGGCAUUCCUGCAUCUCAGUAUGAGGUGUUCAUCAGUCCUAAUGGCACUGAUACUACUACUGAAAACAAGGUGUACAUGAACUGCAGCAUCGUGUGGCAUAAGGAAAAGCACUGCAACUCCUUGUCACCCCAGAAAGUGAACUGCCGCGCGCGCGCCAACGAGAGCUGCUACAGCGCGCAGUUCAAACACGAGGCACCGUGGAUCUCGCUGCACACGCAUCCAUCCAUCAACUUCCACUACACCUUCUGUCACAAUCUGUCGGCGUCCCUGAAAGGGCCGGACAGGCCGCUCAUCAGUCCGCAGCUGUGGUGGGUGCUCGUGGGCAUCGGCAGCGCCUUCCUUCUAGGCCUGCUCGCGCUGCUGGCGCUGCUGCUGUGCCGCGCGGCCAGCGCCGGCCAACUCCGGCGGAACAUACUGCGCAGCUGGAUCGACGACAUCACUCGGCGCCUGGAGCGUCCGCGCGAGACGCGUGCGGCGGAGCGCAUCCUGCUGCUGUACGCACGCGACUGCGCGCACCUGGAGCGCGCGGCGCGGCACCUCGCCGCGCUGCUGCAGCAACUCACGGGCUGUGAGGUUAUAGACUUGUAUAGCCCGGAAACUGUGGCGGCGUCCGCGCCGGCCGCCGGGCCGUGGCUUCGGGCGCUGCUACUGCGUACCGGUACGCGCGUGCUACUGAUACAGAGCCCGGCCACCGACAUGUACUGCGCGAGACUCAAGGAGGACCAGCAGGGCUCGCCCACGCUUGAAGCGCCGCUGCUGGGCAGCCGCGUGGCGUGGCGGCGGCCGCACGCGGCGGACGCGCAGCUGCUGCUGGCGCUGCGGCUGCUGGCUGACAGCGCGCACCACGAGCCGCUGCCCUACAAGAAGUACUACGUCGCCACCGUGGCGGGCCUGCAGCACGGGGACGUGGUCCCGGCCCUCACCCCGCAGCGCCGCUACCCCCUCCCGCACGCCGCCACCAUCCUGCUGCGGGACCUCGCGCCGCCCUCCCACCCCACCAGCGACCUCCCGCUCAACCCUGCGGCGCAGCAUCUUCUAGAACUAUUCACGGAAGCUCUUGAAGACUUCCACAAGUUCGCGCGCGAUAACCCGGACUAUCUAUUUCAAGACCUAGUGCUCGAGUGAUGGGACCAACUGAGGCAAUCAGCAUGAGAAUCGUAACCCCUUCAAUAAUGGAAGGGGCUUUUUUCUGGUAAUAAUGCGGUGGACACUCCGAUUUUUCUGCAUACAUGUUACUACUACUAAGGCGCAAAGCUCAUCAAUAGAGUUACAAAGGUCAAGGCGUAGGUUAAAUUGUAGAUAUUAAUCAUCUCCAAGAGCCCUCCCCCCUUCCCCCUUCCUACAUAUUCUACCAACCUGCUUCUUUUUUGAAGUUGGUGAAAAAUGAAAUAGGAGAUCGAUUUUUUUUAUAUUAUUAUUAUACAUAUAAAACUGACUAUUGCUGACUGACUAGACUUUCUAUAUAUGAAAUCAUAAUAACAUAAUAAUAUGUAAGUAUGUAAAUGGAUUUGUAAUUUGUAUAAGCAAAAUGUGUAGUUCGUCGUUAUAGUAAGGAGAAACAUGCGUAAGAAGUUCUGACCAGGUGUUUUGUAUUAUGUUUGUCUGUACUCUGUAUGUAGUAUUUAUUAGUUUAAAAAUAGUUCGUACCGAAUUACCACCUUUAUUUGAAUCUAGGUCAGUAGAAACAUAUCACGUAGGCAUUUACAUAAAAUUUAUAAAAAAUCCGUCAAGUGCGAGUCGGCGUUGCACACGAAGGGUUCCGUACCCUCGUACAAGAAAUAACACUUUUUAAUUUUUCUGCCGGCUAUUUUGAAACGUUUGUUAUUUGUUGUUAUAGCGGCAAUAGAAAUAAACAUUUUGCGAAAAUUUCAGCUCACUAUUUAUUACGGUGUAUGAGAUAUUAUAGCUCGCUUAUAAUAGACAGAUGGACUGACAACUGGACGGAAUGGAGAGGAGACUUAAUAAUAGGGUCCCUGUUGGCACCCUUUGGGUACAGACUCCUAAAAACUGAAUAUUUUUAUAUUUAGUUGUAUCUGCUGCAAAGAGUUAUCGAAGAGAUAAAGCGAGGGGUCAAGAUACUAUUGUUUACAUUCGACUUAUCUCGAGAUUGCAGCGCUUGUGGAUACAACUUGACGCUGGAUUCUAGCUUUUGUGUGUUUAAUUUUAAGAUCUAUUUUGGAUCAACUAUCAGUAGAAAGUGUCCUAACUUAAAAUUUUACAAUUUUAAGUUUUUCACGUGACGUUAUCAAAAACUAACAAUAUAGUUUACAUUUUUGUUAAAAAAGUCCUCAUAAGAUCUUUUUGGAGGGUUUAAAGAAAUAUAAAGAUAAUGAAAUACAAAAUGCACUUUAAAAUUAUUCAAGUCUGAUUUUCAAGAGAUUUACAAUUUUUAUGUGUACUGAAAACUAGUUUAUACUUAAAUCCUUUCUUAGUGGAGAGUCUGUUAUAGGAAAAACAACAUACAUGCAAAAUCUCUCGUUUGAGUCACUGUGCACUGGUUUAAGGUAUAUCAGUUAGUUAGUUUCUCCCUUUAUAGAUUUAGGUUAGUUAGAAAUAGGUUAUAGUGUAUAUCUAUGUCAAUAUGAAUAACAAAGAUAGAGGAGAUUAAAAUAGAGUGUGAAAGUAAUUUUGAAUGGACUUGGCAGGUUUCCCGCUUUUAUACAUUCAGGGUUGAUUUUUCAAUCGUCAAAUAAUUUUUAUCUGAGGAAUAAAUUUGAGGGUUUGUCAGUUUUUGUGUAGGAAAUCUGUCAAUAUGUUAAAUUUAUGCCUCAGAUAAAAGUUAUUUGACGAUUGAAAAAUCGGUUCCUAACAAAAAUUUUUGAGCAAAACUAUUUUUCCGAUUUGGGGUUCAAUUUUUAAAAGAUAAAUAAUCAAUUAUUAUCAUAUUAGCAAAUCGCUAACGCGACCUUGAAGUUUUAACCCAUCCAAAAUUCGCCAAACGCGCCUAAGAGCCACUACACGCGGUCGACUAGUCGCGCUCGCGCUGCGACUGCGCAUAAUUAAAUAUAUCAAAAAUUGCGAAACUGGCAGGAUUCGAACCUGCGUCUUCUGGGUUCGCGCCCGAUGCUCUGACCGCUAAGCCACGGCAUCGGGCGGAAUACGGGAUCGGUCAAAAAUUAUUUAGAAAUUUUCUUGAAGUGUCGGUAAAAAACACUAUCAUAAACAUUAUGAAAAUAUGUAUAGACUUUCAUAUAAUUUACAGAAUGUAGUGGUCGCCGUCGACUGUGUCUCCAGGCGUCUUGCGUGAUGGGUCUAAAGAAUUUUUCACUCCAAUAAAAUUGUAGUUUUGUGGAUUAGGUAGCUUUAGUUGGUGGCGCCUGUUAUCUGCUGCUAACGGUCACGCCACGAGCCGCAUCGCACCCAAAUUAUUCCGUAACGUAAACAAUCAUCGCUGUAUUAAACGCUGUAUUUUUUACGCUAAGUUUUAUUAUGAACAGAAACACCCAGAAAUAACGACCUGAAAGACUCAGUCUUCGAGGGCCAGACCUUCGUUAUUCUAUAAAAGCUGAAAGUUUCUCUGCGUAUUGUUCCCAAUUAUAAUGUAUAUUUUAAGAUAUACAUUAAAAUCAAAAUUUAUCAGUGGUAGAUGCAUUUGACGAUUCAAAAGUACCUAUUUGUAAAAGGUUAAUUGAAUAAAAAUAUUUUGAUUAGUAAAUUAUUAAUUAUUCAUUUUCGUAAAUAAUAAAAUAACCUUUUUUUUACAAUUAUAUUAAAGUAAGGCAAAGUCACACAACAUUGUGAUAUACGUGAUAUAUUUUUGUAAAUUGCUGUUUCUACACUACAAAGAGGUAAACAUUGUAUGUUUGGAUGUAAGGGAUGAUCUCCGGAACUAAUGAUAUGAUUCUAAAAAUUCUUUACCUGAUAGAUAGCCACAUUAUUCCCAAGUGCUACUUAUAGGCUAUAAGUUGUAUGUAAUAUGUCGCAAGGACAUGAUGAAAUGAUGAAACGCAUAAAGGGCAUCUAUUUAUGUUCUAACCUAACCUAACUUUAAUUUUGGCAUUCUUCUUCUUUUGGGAUUUUGCGAUUAAAUCGAAUGUGGCUCAGAGCAAAAUCUACUCAAUUUGAGUUGUUAUUAUAACGUCUGCCGGAAUUUGAUCAUAUCCAUAAGAGAUUUGAUCAUAUCUCUAAAGAAAUUGAUCAAAUCCCGGUUUUAUCAUUUCCCUGUGACAUAUCAUAUACCGCGGACGAAGUAUAUAAUAAUAAAACAAUCUAUUUUAUUUACUAUUUAUACUAAAGUAAGCCAAAGUCUUAACAUCACAAUAUUCGUGAUAUAUAUUUUUUGUAAAAUGCUUUAUUAGGGCAAUUUGUACAACUACAAUAUUUUUAAACUUUACAAUAAUUGUUUUCUAUGAUGAUUGAUGAGGUAUAUUGUAAUUUGUAAGAAAAAAAAUGUUCUUAUAAACAAGCGUUUCAGUUAGAUCCAUAAGUUUUAAUAAGUAUGUGGAUUGUAGGUAAGCUACUAGACGUUAUUUUGUGCAUUUAGGAAAUAGUUAUGAAAAUGUUGUCUGUCAAAGUGAAGUCAUAGUAAUCAGCCCUAACACCAAACUUGUAGAUAUCCAAUUUUGACGGAAAAGCUUGCAUUUCGGACAUUGGAUGCUUUUUAUCCCGGAAAAUCCAAGAGUUGGCGGAGAACUCCUAAUGUUAUGUGACUAAUGGAAAGCGGUCGCGACCCUCAGCAAUGACAAUAUAAAUACGACUAGAAAUAAUAAAAAUAAGAGCAUUAGUUUAGCGGAUUAUAGCAAAUCUAGAUGAUGCCCGCGACUUGGUCCUCGUGGAUUCCGGUUUGUUAAGAACCCUGUGGGAGCUCUUUGACUUUCCGGGAUAAUAAACCUACCUAACCUUUGCAACCUCUCGCACUGCCAAGGGGCACUGGUAGAGAUAGAUCUCUUGGAGAUAAGUGCUCCCCUGUCCACUUUUCCUCUUUAUUGUUAUAACUUUCUGGUACAAAUAAAUAAAAAUUUAAAAAAGUAGCCUACGCCCGUCUCCGGGAUGUCAGCUAUCCGUCUAAAUCAGUUAAAGUUUAAAGUUUAAACGGAUGAGCUGUGAGAAACAGACAGACAGCCACACUUUCGCCUUAUUAGUAUGGAUAACCUUGCUGUUCCGUGGGUGACAUUGAUAGCUGGCAAGUUUGGUGAUAGGGCUGCUGUGUAUAUAAAGUGCUGACCCCUGAUUUGUGUAUAUAGUUGUUUUCUUUAUAGAGAUGGUCUAAAUUAAAAUUGCGCGCCUAAAAAUAUAAGAGAAAUAAGUAUGGAAAAAUUUAGAUUUGGUUGUGCAAUUAUAAUUUAGGAUUACACUUAUUUGAUAUGGUUUGAUUUUAUGAAAGUUGCCAACGGUACACACGACUGCAAUAUUAUGUAGAUUGUAACGUGGAACGCCAUAUAAACAAAACGUACCAACAAUUCAAACCUUGAAAACAAAAAUGGCAUAUCCAAAAAAAAUUGUAGCUAGUUUUAACAGUGAACUUGGUAGAACACAGAUUUGAGUUUUGGGAAAAGUUGGAAAAGUUUAUUUACUUAGCGGGUAAUUUUUGUAAAAUCAAGUCUUCUUUUUCGCUUUAUGCUGUAUAAAAUAUGUCAAUUAUUGUUACAGUUUUGUUAUUAAAUGUACAAGACGUGUACCAUAAACA